AGGAGGAACACAGCACAGCAACAUGAAACUUAAGGAAUAUUUUGCAAGGAUUUCUUACAAGGGUCUUACAAGACCCCUGGAUCUGAAAACCUCGACAGCAAUCCUCCAGCGCCACAUCCGGUCGGUACCAUUUGAAAAUCUCACCAUCCACUGUGGGGAAACCAUUGAGUUUGGCUUGGAGGCCGUCUACAAGAAGAUCGUGAAGAACCACCGGGGUGGAUGGUGUCUUGAGAACAACCUCCUUUUAUCAUGGGUCUUUCAGACAAUGGGGUAUGCUGUCACUCUCUUGGGAGCUCACGUUUAUGUCCCUCACGAAAACAGAUACGACGAUGCCAUGAAUCACCUCCUGCUUAAAGUGGUCAUCGAUGGUAAAGCCUACAUUAUAGAUGGAGGCUUUGGGAUAGCUUUCCAGAUGUGGCAACCUCUGGAGCUGGUUUCUGGGAAAGACCAACCUCAGAAGCCUGGGGUCUUUCGUGUCACCGAAGACAAUGGAGUGUGGUACUUUGACAAAAUAAAGCGCAAAGUAUACAGUUCCGAUUCUGAAAAUAAAUCCCUCUACUUUGAUGGCCCAGAAGACUUGGCCUGCAAGAAAAUCUUCUCUUUUACUCUGAAGCCGCGGAGCAUCGAGGAAUUCCGAGAGCAGAAUACAAUUCUCCAAACCGCCCCCGAGUCUUUGUUUGUCAAGAAGUCUAUCUGUAGUCUCCAGACCACCAACGGCUUUCUGGUUUUGAUUGGCUGGACACUCACCGAAACCAAAUACGAUUACAAGGACAACAUGGAUCUGGUUGAGCGAAGCACCCUGACCGACGAAGAAGUGGAGAAAACACUGAAAGAGCGGUUCAACAUAAGAUUAAAGAAGAAGCUUGUCCCUGUUAAUGAGAGCUUAGUCCCCACGUCUUAGUUACAAUUACUACCAGAGUAAAUUUGGAAAAUCCUGCCUGGGCCAACUGUCCC
This is a messenger RNA of Heteronotia binoei (common prickly gecko), 954 nucleotides long. RefSeq names its product arylamine N-acetyltransferase, pineal gland isozyme NAT-3-like. The transcript has a single exon. The coding region runs from base 23 to 901 and encodes 292 amino acids. NCBI's taxonomy places the organism in Eukaryota, Metazoa, Chordata, Lepidosauria, Squamata, Gekkonidae. The record is from RefSeq and is a predicted model, not a curated record. Gene Ontology annotation, molecular function: acetyltransferase activity.